AUGAAUACAGAAAAUAAGAAAUAUGUAGAUAGGAUAAAGAGAGGAGAAGAACUAGAUGAUGGCAGCAAGGAAUUCCCAGGACAGCUCCAAGCUCUCCCUCAUUUGCAACUAGCUCUCUUAUCUCUUUGUGGUGGAGAAUGGAAUCUGAAUCUCUCCAUUUAUAGAGUGAAAUUUCAUCCUCCCUUUUGGCUGGUGAAGCACACCUCUCUUAGCUCCUCCCAACUGCCUCAACAGCCCAAUAAUGCCAACUGCUCUAGCUGCCCAGACAUGCUAACUGCUCCAGCUGCCCAUACAUGUUAA
Prunus armeniaca (apricot) is the source of this 300-nucleotide messenger RNA. The record is from the annotation of a GenBank genome assembly. Lineage: Eukaryota; Viridiplantae; Streptophyta; Magnoliopsida; Rosales; Rosaceae.